This is a messenger RNA of Pelobates cultripes (western spadefoot toad), 8162 nucleotides long. The record is from the annotation of a GenBank genome assembly. NCBI's taxonomy places the organism in Eukaryota, Metazoa, Chordata, Amphibia, Anura, Pelobatidae.
AUGCCUCAAUUCCUCUGGAUCAAACAGAAUCCAAAAUUUUUUGUAUUGUCGCCAGUGCCCUACACACUUAGAUGGGAAACCUUAGCGGGGAAGGUGCUGUGUGAAGAGGCGUUCGCCUCUCCCCCUGCACCAUCGGAGUCUGGUUCAAACUGGUCGUCUGAGACGUCCAAUAUGGACUCAUCGCUCUCCUCCUCAAUGUCGCUGAGUUCAGACUCAGACAAAUCAAACUGGGCUUUCGACUGCUUCUAUUGUCAAGCCGAUUUUGCCCAACUAGUGGCUCUUUUGCGCAAUGGUAUUUGUGUGCCAUCCGUGACAGCAGGAAAGCUGUCUGUCAAAUCUGUUUUUGGAGGAGUGUUUAGACUUGGCCGUAGCUUUAUGGCCUUGUGGGACAGGUGCCUGCAUAGGUGCAGUCGAAAUGACCGUCUGCUGAGCAGAUUGUUGUGCUUGCAAAUGGGCCUGAGAGAUGGUUUGCGACAAAGAGGUAGACAUCAUGCCCAUAGCAGAAAUCAGAGCCUGCGUCGUAGAUCUGGACAAUAAGGCGUCCAAAAGCACCUACAUGUCUGCAUAUGCAGGAAAAUCAGGAUAGAAAACCAGGGAAGGGUGUCAUCAUGGGGAACCUGAGGUGUCUCAUUUGAUCCACAGGCCAUGGGCAAAUCCCUGUCAGACUGAAUGAUAAGUACAGUAUAGUAAACCUAAAUAUAGGGUUUAUUAACCCACAAGGGAAGGAAAUGUUGAAAAAGUAAACUCACAGUUAUAGAAAUAACCCAGAGAGAGGAAAAAGAGCCAUGUGUUCGCCAAAACUGCUAAACGCCAACAAGGUUUAGACAGGAAGAGGCAAGGCUAUGGGGUAAAAGGGCACGAAAUUUCACCAAACUGUGGAUUUUCGUGUAACGAACGUAAAUGAAAAGUCAUUCGCAUCAAAAUCCUGUUAAAGUAUUAUAGAUGAAACAAACUACCAAAAGUACCGAACUGGGUGAAUGUGCAAUUCGCGGGUGGGGAAAAAAAAACAUGCGAAUAGAGGCAAACAACUGAACGGCUAAAAAUGCUGAAUGAUCGUUCGCGGCAUUGAAAAUAUAACAAAAAUCGUGAAUGGUGAAAACUACUGAAUGAUGCGCAUGCGCGAAUCGCAUCUUACUAGAAAUGGGCGCGAAAGAAAAAAAAUGACCGUUAGUAAGAAUAAAAGGGACAAAUAAAAUAUAAAACUGAAUAAUUAAAGGAGAACCCCUGUUCCAGUUACUGGGAAGAUUGACCUCUUAUUAUAUAUAUAUAUAUAUAUAUAUAUAUAUAUAUUACACACACACACACACUGUUUGUUGAUUUUUUUAAUGUUUAUAUUUCUUUGCUGCAUAAUAGGAGCCUCCGUGUCUUAGUAAAAUCUUGUUUUUGUCAGAAUGUUUGCACAUGUAAAGGGGCAAAGGCUGAAGCUUUUAUUUCAGUGCUGAUCAUUUCUACUGAUACGACUCUUGCUCAGAAUCUUGUCAGUGUGUGAAUUAAAGUGAGUUGCAGCUUUUCAUUCAUACUGCGUGUUUAUUUGAGAUGACGUCCUUAUUUUAAUACCUUAUGAGAUUUGAUACACAAGGUGAUUGCCCAGCCUACAUAAUCACAGCCCAUUCCAAAGGCUGAAUGUAAACCUUCAUCUCGUAACUUCUGAGAAAGAAUAGGCAGCUUUUUAGUUGCAAUGAUUUUAUGAAAGACACAGUGUGCAGUUAGUAGAUGUUGUUGUUUUGGUACUUGACUACCCAUAUCCACUAACAGAAAUGCAAAGAGCUGUGCCUCGACAGACUCCUACGUCAGAGGUGUUCACCCAGGGUGAGGGUGCCUCAAACCUUCUCAAACUGAGCCACACAAAGUUUUAAAGGAACAAUAAACACCAAAACCACCUCUGUAUAUUUGCUAAAACUCGUGAUGAUGGAAACUCUCUAAGCACCGUAAUCAUAGCAGCUCCGGCAGAGAGUUUCCAACUCUUCGAGGCAGGGAUUAGUACCCCACAUAAGCAGUUUAACGGUUUGACUAAUAUUACACUGGUGAGGGAAGUUGGCAAGGACACUCCUGGCUCCAUAACUGCUAUUGUGAACUGUAGUGAUUAUGGUACUUAGAAUAUUCUGUUAAUCCUUAAUUAAACUGAGUCCUUUUCACCUGUCAAUUAAAAUAGGUUUAAAAAAGUAACAACUGUUAAAACAUCUACUCUGUUCAUACGAAAUUAAUCCAAUUUCAAGUUGACUGUUUUUCUCAUUUUUGGGGGCAAUGUAGUUUUAAACAAACGUGUUGGUACAAGCAAGAUACUAAACUAAAACCUAUGUUACAGAUCCACAGAUCUUCUUGGAACCUUCCACGACUCCAUUAAAAGAAGGCGAUCCGGAAGGGAUUGUGGCCGAAUGUAUUGCUAUAGCGAAUCCUGCGCCAAUUAUCAAAUGGAACACAGGAGAUUUCACACAUAAUAUAGAUAGCAUUGUAGAACAGCAUGAAAAUUUAAGUGUGACGGUAGUGAGCAAGUUGAAAAUGAAACCGCUACGAGAUCUCUAUGGUCAGAACUUUACUUGUGUGGUUACUCAGAUGCAAACUGAAUGGAAGCAGGAGAAAUCGGUAACCAUAUGGAAUAUCCAUUGUGAGUAUGGCACAGAAUUCCUACUUUUGUAGUGGAGCCAGAAUUUAAAUUGUGCUAUACAGCAAUCCGUAAAAUGUUACUAAGAUAGAAAACUGAUCCACCAAUCUAGGCAAAUAGCUCAUAAAUCCACAUACGGUACAGUUGUAGGUCAGAUUUCUAUUAUGACAGAUAUCUGCGGCAGAAAAUGUCCAUUAAAUGUGAGGUUUUAAUUGGUUUGAAUGCAUUGUUUUUGUACAUUUUAAUUCUUUAUCUAUACAAUAUAUACAAGAAAAAAGCUAGAUGAAUCCCAGUUAAUAUAAAGGUCAGGGUCCUUAGUGCUAUAUAUUCUGUACAGUGUCUUAUUUUCCUAAUACAUUCGUGGAUAACCUCAGCAUCUCUGAUUAAAUGACACUCCAAGGACCAUAACCACUUUCUCUGUAUUGGCCAUGUUGCCGGGGGUAUCCUGGCACUCCCUCAUUAUAGAGAGUCAACCCAUUUCUGAACAGUUUGACUUCUUACCUGAAUCCACUGGGUGCCGCUCCCUGUCUCCACUACCAACACCAGAGAGCUGGAAGUUCCUAAGCGGUGCAAUGCAGGGUUUAGCUCUAUAUCUGCUUAGGAAUUUCCUGCUCUCCAGAGUUUGUAGCGGAAAUGGGGAGCAGUGCCUGGGAGACCUGUGGUUAGAAGUCAAACCGUGCCUAAAUGAAUUGACUGCACGCAAAAGGUUGACGCCAGUGUACUCCUGGCACCAUAACAACUAAGGCGAGCAGUAGAGGUUAUGAUGCUAACCUCUACUUAGCAUCUUGCCUGGUCUUGUUGAUUCUGAGCAUCAUUGUGGAAACUUAUAAUUUUAAUAUAUUUCUACUAUGUUUCUUUUAAGAAACUUGUGCACUUUAAAUUAUAUCUCUUCUCAUGUCAACACAAUAAAUGGCGUUUUUGUCCUCUGUUCACAAUGUAUCAUUUUAAUGCUUGGGUCUUGCCUCCCACCCCACUAUUUUUUUGUUUGUUUUUGUUUAAGUUGCCCCUUAUGAUGUACGUCUUCUUGUGGACUCCAGUAAGGGAAACCAUCUGGAAUUUUCCUGUCAAUACCAUUGCAAUCCUGUGCCUCUUAAUUUUACUUGGAAAAGGUAAGGUUUCAGAAUUUCUUUGAAGAUUGACCAUAGAAGCACUGUUUAUUUAUGGAUAUAUUAGAAUAUUAUAUAUUGAAUUUCUUUAUCCCCAUGAAUACGAUUUCUACAAGGAAUACAACUGGGCAUAUCUCUUUGAUGUGUAAUGUGCACACACCUCCAAUUAAUUGCUGUCUUAAAGGGACACUAUAACCAGACCAUUAAAGCUUAUUUGGGAGCUGUACCUGAUGCUCUACCACAGUCAAAACAAACAUGUCUCCAGGCAUAGUGAAAAGGUUACAGAGCUCAGGAAAAAUAUUCUGAAUGGAUCUGCUGGUAUAUUCAAAAUGUAAUUGUGUGUGUACUUGUGUUUUGCGCAUUGUGUCUGUGUAUUGUUUAUGAAAAAAGAAACACUUGUGAUUUAUUUCAUGUAAUCUUAUUGCUGUGUGGCUGUCCUAACGCUAUAGGCAUUAGGAGAGAGUACUCUAAUUGCUAACAUUGUCAUCCUGAGCAUUAGGAGCAGGUCGCAAUUUCCAUUAUUACAUUUUACGAUCCUUUUAACAUUUGUAAAGUUCCAGUGAAGAUAACAUUCUGUUUGUGUUUUACAGGGAGAGUGACUCGGGCAUAGAAUAUAUAAAAGCGACUAACCACUUGACUGUACCGGACAACAUGAAUAAAGUUCUGUAUGUUUGUGAAGUGAGAAACUCACUGGGCAGCAUGUCGGGAAGUACCUACAUCUAUUCAAAGAAAGGUAGCUUUAAAUUCGCCAUGUCCAUGAAUAAUAUGUUACUGUUGGUUUUUAGAACAUGACUUGGCCUAGAGCCAGGUCGGAAUAGCUUUAUUUAUUGCCCUGGGUGUUUUACAUCUGAGCCAUUGUGUGCAUUGCUGUUACAAGCUUAAUAAGCUUUCAAAAUCAGAGAUUGUUACUGUGAAUAUUUGUUGUUAAUGUGUAUAUUAUAAUAAAUACAAAGUAGAUUUUCACCCAUAAUCACCCCAAAAAAAGCAGACAGUUAACUUUAAAAAAAAAAAAGAAACUUGAUUUUCUGCUUGUUUUGACAGGGCCCGGUUCACCUCCCGUUCCAGUAUGUCUUACUUGUUUUGUUAGAAUUAAAUGUUUGUCUUGCUUCCUGUUGUACAGCGCUGCAGAAUAUGUUGCCGCCAUAUAAAUAAUUGUAAUUACCUCGGCUGAGUUGGCAGCAAUGUGCUUCAAUCUUCUUCAACAACUGAACAUGGGUUGGUGGAUUUUCUAUCCCCUAAAUCACUGUGAAUGUGGAACCCAGAUAGCUGUGACUAGCGUAUUCUUUAAGUAGACCAAGCUCCCCCAUAUUUGAAACCGAUACCCUCAUAUGGUACCCCCUUAAAUAAAAACAUGUGUUAAACCUCCCUAUUAACCUGAAAGUACUUGGCAAGUGUCCCUAUCUCUUACUUUACUCUGUGUGGUGCAAGGUGAGGGGUUUAUGGUAAUAGGGGGAUUCAUUCAUUUUAGAAAUUUGAGUCCCCUGAGACUUCUUUUAAAAAUGUUCAUCCUGUCAGUGAGAAAAGUUGGCUUUGUCAUUUACAGCUUGUAUUUCAACUGGUGCUUCCUCUCCCAGCACCUGCAUUUUUAUUCACUGAACUCGAAUACUCCAGGACAGUGGUUUCCAACCCAGUCCUCAAGGCACGCCUACCAGUCCAGGAUUUAGGGAUUAUCCAAUUGCGUUUAAGGUGUUUUUAGAAAGGGAAAAAUAAACACCUUAACACAACUGGGUUUGGAAACUACCACCAUAGGGGGGUUGCUAAUUUUAUACCAAAAUCUAUAUAUUAAAUGUUCUACAUUGGUUUUGUUUCCACAAUUUUGAGAUAAAGUUCCCAGCAAUUCACAGUUUGUCAAAAACAACAUAUAGAUAAUUGUAGGAGUGAUUGUAUGUUCCUCCUACCUUUUCUUUUUAUAUACUUUGUGGUUCUUAUUCACAAUUAUAAUGUUUUUUUUUUUUUUUUUAUGUUUUUGUGUUUUUUCCUUUGUUUUCUAGCCCCUAUUAGUGCGUUCUGGUACGUUUGCCUGGUUUUGUUGAUUCUGAGCCUCAUUGUGAUUGCUGUUCUCUUCCUUUACUAUCGGAAGAGUCGCAAGUCGGCAAGGUAUAGUACUAUUCUGCAUACAUAUCUGUCUACAGGUUGAUACCAGUUUAUUUACCGAUGGAUUUUUGUCUUAAAAUGUACUUUUCAGAUCAAUUUAUUGAAUAAACAAAAAAAUAAAAUCACUGUAAAAUCUCUCUUGUAAUGUACAGUUGGACUACAACGCGGAAUGUGAGUGAGUCCAUGUAUAUUUCUCAAAUCAGUUCAAUUCUGCAUGCUGUAGACACUGUUAGUGAACUUUUGAUUGCCGAACGACAGUGGUGUUUUGUUUUCAUUCUACCCUCAACACAUCCUAUUCUAUAGAAAUUUGCCAAAUGCCUUCAGUUACAAGACACCCUGAGAUAGAGUGGAAGGUAUUCUCCACACCAUAACCUUUAUAAUGUUGCACAACUGUUAUGGUAGUUAGAGUGACUGAAAAAUGUCUAUCAUUAGUUAUUGAGGGAAAAUAGACCAGGAAAAUCCUAAUUUUUGGCCUUUAUAGUAAAGUCUGAUAAAUUCUUUGAGUUGGAGAGAGGACCUGCCGGAAGCAGAAGAUAGCGUGUGCCCAAUGCCGCCCUCUCUACAAUGUGAGUGUCACCCAGGACGCUCCACAUACCGAUAAUUGCCAAAAUGAGGACUGUCAGCCAAUAGUAUCGGGCAAACGGAUAAUCGGUCCGACCUUAAUAUUUAUAAAUUAAUAUUUCAGUGUUUGCAGAUGACACAAAACUCUGUAAAGUAAUACAAUAUGAGCGGGAUAUUGCUACACUGUAGAGGGUUUUAGUUAGAUUGGGGGACUGGGCACUUAAAUGGCAGAUGAAAUUUAAUGUAGAUGCAUUUGGGGUAAAGAAUGCACAAUCAACUUACACCCUAAACUGUAGCGAAUUAGGGAUAACACAUGAGAAGAAUUUGGGAAUUGUGCUAGACCACAAACUAGGAAACAGUGUACAAUGUCAAUCAGCAGUUGCUAAAGCCAGUAAAGUAUGUUCAUGUAUAAAUAGGGGCAUUCAUUCUCAGGAUAAAAAAAUUAUUGUGCCUCUUUACAAAUCAAUGGUAAGACAACACCUGUAUUAAUUGUUGGGCAGCAGUUCUAAAGAAGGAUAUUAUGGCACUAGAAAACAUGCAGAGGCGGGCUACAAAAUUAAUAGACGGAAUGGAAGAUUUUAGUUGUGAAGAAAGGUUAACACAUUUAAAUCUAUUUCAUUUAGAAAAACUGCACCCUAGAGGGGAUAUGAUAGCAUUUUACAAAUAUAUGUAGGACCAAUACAAACUAUUGUCUGUAAAUCUAUUCAUAGACAGGACUGUAUGUAGGACACAAGCUCACACAUUUAGACUGGAAGAAAAGUUUUUUUUUUUACAGGAAGAACAAUAAGGAUGUAGACAAGGCCGGUGAAAGCAUUUUUGGCGCUCUAGGCGAAAACAAAUUUGCCGCCCUAUUUGCUUCACCCAAUCAUGCAGACUAACACACACGCUGACUCAAGUAGACACACACUGACCAUGCAAACUGACACACACGCACUAACCCAUGUAGACUGACGCACACAGACUCAUAAACACACACUGACCCAUACAUACAGACACACCUAUACAGACACACUGACCCAUACAGACACACACACUGACCAAAACAUACAUACAUGAAGCAGACUAACACACAUUCUCUGACAUUCCUUACCUGCAUUACUGUUCACUCCCUGCGCCUGGCUGCCCUUUCUCUGCACAUUAUGCUCCCGCCCACUUCUCCCCACAUCCAGCGGAAGGGACAGGAGCAAGGAAGUGAAGCGCCCGCGCGCUGCCGCAAUGCAUGCCUGGGAGGGGGGACCUGGCUGAGCGGGCGCUAGUGAGCAACAAUGUAAGUGCUUCCGAGCGGGCCGGCGCCCCCCUCCCCCCUUAAGCAGCGCCCUAGGCGGCCGCCUAGUUUCCCUAUACGGAGCACCGGCCCUGGAUGUAGAAUCUUCUGCUGCAAAAACAUAAUAUUUAGGGAUAUAAUUUUUCAUUUGUAGGGUAACAGCUUCUUCUUGAUCCAAGGAGAUAUCAGACUGCCAUUCUGGGUUCACAAAAGGAUUUUUUUCCUAGUUUGUUGCAAAAUUAUCAAAAACAUUUUUUUGGCCUUCUUUUGGAUCAACCGCAAAAACAGAAAUGAGGCUGAACUUGAUUGGUGCCUGUCUCUAUUCAGCCUAUGUAACUAUGUAAAAUGACAUCAUAUUUUGACAAAUGUAUUUUAAUAUAUUUAUUAAAUUGUAUCCAGAAAUAUGAAAUAAUUUGAAAAGCGUAUCCUCCAAAAAAUUAAAUCCAGGCCUAUGUGUAACACAUGAUCUGUUUUUACAAAUUUAUUUAUUUUUUCCUUUUCUAUCAUUUGCAGAUCAGCCAAUGGCCUGUGGUGA